GAGCCCAACACCUCUUUUCAAGGAGACAGAUUUUCCAUAAUGAUUAGACGAGUUCAAUAAAAAUAAAAAGAAAAGAAAACAUGGCAGUCAGAAUGGACACAAGCAGGGUGGAUGCUCUGAAACAGACAGUAGAGGAAGUUUGUGUGGAGUUGGCCACUUUAGGGGAGGAGUCAUUGUUUAUGUCAAUCAAUCUGAAACAGAGAAGUUGUUUCUACCUAGGAUCAGAACCUGGCAAAGAAUUUCUAACCAAGAGGAUGGAUAUCAUAGAGAACUUCUAUCACUUCAUCAACAGUAAUUAUCCACUGGAUGAAUCUGAGCAUCAGGGGGUAUCUGCCUCACCCUCCAAGGCUGCUCAAUACACAGGAGAAAUGGAUUUGGAGAAGAUCCCCCAGACUGUACAGGCAGCUGAAUCUGACCAAGACGACUCCAGCUCCUUCACCAUCGACAAUGAGAUGAGAGAGGACCCUGAUUUUGAACACAGCAUGAAGAAAUCCUCACUAGCAUCACUGUUUAAAAAGCGUGCUGUUGGAAGACCAAGGAAGAUGGAUAUUUUUGAUGGCAGGGAUAGAAAUUCUUCCAUGUUGGAAGACAUGGAAAAGGUUAUCAUGAACAAACCAAUCACAACAGAUAUUCCAUUUGGAGAUCAGCUGAGCACACUUAGUGAAAGUGGAAGUAAAAUCGAGAAAAUAGUAACCUCAGAUAUAGAGUUUGUAAAGUCCCUUAGAAAUAAUAGAAAAUGCCUGCUAAUCUGUGGAAAUUGUGGUACCCCCUGUUCAUGGAAAAGAUCAAUGUUGACACAUUUAGGUAUCUGUAAAGGAAAGAAAAAGGAGCAGAGAGAUGAGGAAAAUGUUUCUACCACUGUUGUCAUGCAGGAGAAAUCACCUGCUGCACACAAACAAGCAGAGACGGUGUCAGUAGAGGGGGGACAGAUAGUGAUAGAACUAGUGGAUGGUAAAGGAGAACAACAAAUUGCAGUCCUUCAAGCUUCUGCAGAGGACACACUGGCACAGAAUUUACAGCUACAGAGUGAAGCAGCUAAAUCAAAUGUGGAUCCCCUGGAGGAGGCCAUACAGAGUAUCACAGCGAGUCAACCUGAGUCACAGUUUUCCUCUGAAGGGUCAGGAGAGAAAGACAAAGUAGAGAAACCAGUGGAAGAAUCAAAUCAAUUAGCAGAGAAAGCAGAGAAAGAAAGUCAUCAAACAAAUGCAGAGGAAAGAAUGGAUACAACAGAAACCUCAGAUGUUCCAAAGAUCACAGAGGAAGGAAAGACUGCAGAGGAACAGAUUGCUGGUGAUGUGGAAGAAAAUAGCCAAGACAGUAAAUUUAGUCAAGUUAGUGAGGAACCAGAUGAUGGAUUAGACAGUACAAUGGAUGAAGAAGAUUUGGAGAAAAAUUUGGAAGAUAUAGAGGCAAUGGAAUCUCUAAUUAAGACAUCAUAUGGCACAGAAAGCAAAAAUUCAGAGAGUAAAGAACAGAGUGAAGAUGAAAACAUGGAAGAUGAAGAUGUUGAAGAUCAAGGAGAUGAUGACGAUCCCGAUUUUAAUGUACUUGCAGUCAAGAAGGUUGAAGAGGAGGUAGAAACUCCAAGAACUCGUUCACGGCGUCAGAUCAAAGUGAGUAAAAAAUAUGAAGAAUACUUAGUGAAGGUAAAAAAGGAGCCAGUUGAGGAACCUCAGACAACUGAUGAAAGCUCAAAGACAAAUGAGGAUACAACUGGAUCUAUAAUGACAAGGAAAAGGAAGGCAGAGGAAUCACCUGCUGUUACAAGGUCCCCCAGAGGUAGAAAGCCUAAGAAUCGGGAUGAAGUGGAGAAGCCAUUGAUGCCUGCCAGCAAGAAGGCAAAAACAGUGGAAGAGCCUGCAGCUGAAGUAGUCACUCCUAAAAGGGGCAGAGGACGACCCCCAAAGAAUUCAAAAUCAACUCCACAAAAAGAUAACCAAGCAGCUAAACACCAGGAUGAAAAGAAAGAUGAUGAAGAAGGAGAAGAAAAAGAACAUGAGGAGAAAGAAGAUGAAGAUGAGGAAAACGAUGAUGAGAACAAUAAAAUGAUAAAAGAUGAAGAAGAUAUGGAAGAGCCAAAUGAAGAUGAAGAAAUUGAUGAGAGAGGAGUAAAGAUGGAACAAACUGAGCCAGUCAAAAAAGUUAAAGGAAAGCGAGGAAGAAAGCGUGGAGGGAAAAAAGAAAAUGAAACUGGCUACAAAAUAACAGCACAGGAUGUUAAUGAAGCAGCAGACAUUAGUGAGGAAAAGGGGAGCUUUAGGUGCAAGCAGUGCAACAUUGUAAUAAAAUGGAAAAGGUCUUUUAUGAGGCAUAUUGAACAACAUAGGCUGCUGAAUGCAGGAAAGACUGACUAUCAUCGGUGCACACAAUGUGAUAGGGAGUUUGUAUCAGAAUGGGAGAUGAAGAAUCAUAUGAGAGGGAAACACAAGAUGUUAGGAGUCUUUGAUUGUGAUACAUGCACUAGGAAGUUUAAUACAGCAAUCCAGUACAAAACUCACAAGAAGGAGUGCACCGAAGAUAACCCUAUGCCAAUAGAAUCUGAAGAGUCAGAGGAAAAGCCUUUCACCUGCAAUUACUGCCUCUUUAAGUUUAAGAGCGAAGACCAGCUCAUUACUCAUAAGGAGCUGCAUAGCAUAAUGGAGUUCAAGUGUGAUGAAUGCGGUAAAGUAUUUCCAGAGGGAUAUAGGCUGAGGAAUCACAAACGUGAUGCUCAUGACAAAUCCAAACACUUUUCCUGUGACAUAUGUGGAAAGGUCUUUACCAGUACCAGAUAUCUACACAGACAUCGUGUAUGUGUCCAUAAGCAAACUGAAAGUGUCUGUAGAGUCUGUGCAAAGUUAUUUCCAACAAAAGAAGAAUUGAGAUUGCAUAUUAAGACUGUCCAUGAGGAAACUGACUCCUUAACAUGUGGGGUCUGUAGAAAGAAGUUUCCUUCACUGCGGGAUCUGGAUGCCCACAGGCCAGAACAUUAUGGUUACCAGUGUGACACCUGUGGAAAGAAAUUUCAAAAAUUGAUUAAACUAAGAGAGCAUGUUCACUCACACACAGGAAAUUAUCCAUAUUACUGUGACUUUUGUAGAAAGGGAUUCCUACAUAUGCAUGCUUUGGAAACACAUCUUCAGACUCAUGACACAAAUAGACCUAUCUACAUGUGUGAUAUUUGUGGUCAACAGUUCAAAACAAAGACAAUCAUGCUGAAGCAUGCCAAUGUACACAAAGAAACAGUUGAUUAUCCUUGCAAGUUUUGCGAUACAGCUUAUAGAACACCCGAUGGACUGAAAAUACACAUGAUUGAAGUCCACAUGACAGAAGAUCAGAUAAAAUCUUGCGGCCUUGAAAUAUUCAAGUGCGAGAUUUGCGACAAGGUCAUGGCCCGAAAACAGCAUUAUGACCGUCAUAAAGCACAACAUCUGGGACUCAAGAAGUACAAGUGUGACGAGUGUAAUAUGUCUUUCUACACUCAGUAUCACCUCAAUCGGCACUACAAGCUGCACCACGAUCCAAAUAAAUUUGCCAGUCAGAGAUCCAUGCUCCAGCAACAUCAGGACGAUGGAAAAGUUCCGCCCGAGGAGAUAAUUACAGAGACAGUAGUGGAAGAAAACGUAGACAAUGCAGAGACGAUACAAUACAUAGGAUCAAUUGAAGACGGCAAUAGUCAGGUCCAGACCAUUAGUUACGCCAUGAGUGGGGAAGGUGGAGACCAACAGAUGGUGGAGUUUGUUGUCAUCAAUGUGGCCCAGGAAUCUGUGGUGGAUCAACAGGAAGGCAUAGAGGGAGACGUAGUAACGCACGUGACUGAGGAUGGCACUGUCGUGACUCAAGUGGCAGAGAUGCCAACAGAGGCUGAUCCGCAAAAUCCGUCCGAAGUGACGACAACUAUAUCGGCAGAAGAGGAGAACGAUGUGGUUCAGUCCAUACUCAACCUGCAAGAAGCUAUCAAUAUGGGUUAAGUCCCUUGCUCCUAGUCUUUUAACUGAUAAAUAUAUUUAGCUAUCAAAUCACAAAAUAGAUUACUGAUUAAAUAUCCCUCAUGGAAUUGCAGAGAUUGAGGAAAAGCUCGUAAAUUUCUCAUAUUCAUAUUGGUUUGUUUAGAUUUGAAUAUUCCAUUUCAAAAACAUUUUUAAUUUAAACAUAACACUUAUGCAGUAAAUAACAAUCAAAACUGAUUUAGUAAUACAGUUAUGUUGGUUUGUUUGUGCAGAGACAUUUUAUGUACAUCAUGUCAUGUUCUGUUUAGGAAGAUAAAAUGUAAAUAUUUCUUGCUUAUAAAUUGUUCACGGCAAUAUUUAAGUAGUUUGAGUUCAUAGAUAGUUUUGAUGUUGAUAUUUAUUCUAAAACAAUUUUUCAUUGUUAUAUAUUACAAUCGGUACUCAUUUAUU
Molecule: messenger RNA, 4379 nt
Organism: Saccostrea echinata
Lineage: Eukaryota; Metazoa; Mollusca; Bivalvia; Ostreida; Ostreidae
Product: zinc finger Y-chromosomal protein 1-like
Exons: 4
Coding region: 81-3950 (1289 amino acids)
Biological process (GO): regulation of transcription by RNA polymerase II
Cellular component (GO): chromosome
Molecular function (GO): chromatin insulator sequence binding
Source: RefSeq, a predicted model, not a curated record